AUGGCAACAGACUUCAGUCGAUUGACGGUGGUGGAGUUGCGCCAGGAGCUAAAGCGACGCAAUCUGCCACAGACCGGCAAGAAAGCCGAUCUGGUCGACCGAUUGAUGGCGUUCGACAAGGAGCACGGCGACCCAGACCAUCAAGGAGCGCGUGAUUCGCCGCCCGCUCAGGGCCCGCCAGCGGAGUCACAGCACGAGAGCAACUCGGACUUGCCAGCCCAAGCCAGCCCUGACACCUACCUGCGGCCCUCUGUUUCUGACGAUGCUCCCCCAACCUCCGCCAACAAUCACACGCGGAACACCACAUCCACGGCUGAGAGCUCAGGCACGACUCCCACUCUGAAACCAGCCAACGGAGACAAAGUCGACGAGACUGCCGGGAUUGAGCCUGCUACUGUCACGGAAAUCUUUAAGGACAGCGUGAGCAGGAAGCGACGGUCGCGAAGCCCUCCUCCCGAAAACGAUUCGACAAGGAAGCGCGCUCGCCCUAGCGACCAAACUGGCGAAGCAGAUGUAAAACCUGAGCCACGUGAAACUGCCCUCCCUCCUCCUGGCGAGAACCUAGCCGGCAGCGACACGCCCUCGGCAUCGGCUGAGCAGGCGCAUCCUGCUCAAUCGGUGAAGGACAACGGCGCCGCGAUUCGAGACUCGACGCGCGACGACCAAGAAGAAAAACAUGCGCUUGCAGAAGAGCGCACACAGCAUUGGGACAGGGAAAACAUACAGUCACAUCUCCCAUCGGAAGAGCGGAAGGUCGGCAUUGCUGAUGAGCGCCUGGCCGACUAUGACAGAGAAGUCGCACCAUCGCAGCACCCUGCUACACCUGCGCUCUACAUCAAAAAUUUCAUGCGCCCUUUGAGGGAGUCGGUCUUGCGCGACUAUCUGAUUGAACUCGCUGCAUUUCCCGGCGUUAAGCCCGACCCUGAUUGUGUGGUUGACUUUUAUCUGGAUCAAAUUCGCACGCACGCCUUUGUGCGGUUCACCAGCAUUUCUGCAGCCUCACGUGUCCGCACAGCCUUACACGGGACCGUGUGGCCCGACGAGCGCAAUAGAAAAGAGCUGUGGGUCGACUUCAUUCCCGAGGACAAGGUGGUGGAGUGGGCCGAUCGCGAACAGUCAGAAGGUGGACGAGGAUCUUCAGGCCGCUGGGAAGUCCUGUACGAGCCUGACGACGACGGCAUCAUUACUGCCAGGUUGGUCAACGCGGAAAUGGAGCCGGCCCGUCGCAAUUCCACAAGGCAGCCUCUCGGUCCCCCGCCGGUUCCAACCGGCCCUGCGCGCAACUACCCAGGCGUCGAGGGAGCGCCUUCGGGUCCGCGGGGUCGAGGAACGAACCACUACCGUCAGGCGCCGCCGCCACCGCCGCCCCCGGCCUCAAAUGCCUCCAGAGGCCGCGACUACAAGGUUACGCGCGCCUACCCGCCCUUGCAGUACCGCCCUGCGUCCGAGGAGCUAGCCCAGCGUCGGUUGGCCAACAUGAAUUACCACAUCACCAAGGAUCGCCACCGGGACCUGGGCCGGCCGGACGAGAUCAACAGAUACACCUUUGAGGACGGCGACCUGUUUGUUGACCGCGGCGAAGAAGCGUUCAUUGGCAUCCGCCCUCCUCAUCGCGAGCGCGAGCGUCGCCGCCUCGGCAUCGGCCGGGGCAAUCGGGGCCCGGCGCCACGCCGGCGGACGCCUUCCCCGCGCCGCCCGUCGCGCGAUGAUGACAGCUACCGCGGCAGUCGCGGCGACUACCACGACUACCGCGACCCUGAGCGCGGCGGCCGCUACCGGGACGACGUCCCGCGCUCCCGCUUCGACGGCCAGCCGCUCCCGACUUUCACCGGCGGCGGCCGCGGCGGCAGACGUGGUGGCGGCGGCAGACGGGACCGUUAUUAA
Thermothielavioides terrestris NRRL 8126 is the source of this 1884-nucleotide messenger RNA. RefSeq lists its product as uncharacterized. The transcript has 2 exons. The record is from RefSeq and is a predicted model, not a curated record. Gene Ontology annotation, molecular function: nucleic acid binding. The coding region runs from base 1 to 1884 and encodes 627 amino acids. Lineage: Eukaryota; Fungi; Ascomycota; Sordariomycetes; Sordariales; Chaetomiaceae.